Protopterus annectens (West African lungfish) is the source of this 6950-nucleotide messenger RNA. RefSeq names its product probable WRKY transcription factor protein 1. Lineage: Eukaryota; Metazoa; Chordata; Ceratodontiformes; Protopteridae. The coding region runs from base 19 to 4488 and encodes 1489 amino acids. The record is from RefSeq and is a predicted model, not a curated record. The transcript has a single exon.
AAAUACACCAAAAAUAAAAUGGUGAAAAUGAACUCAGAAAAUCAACAGAUUGUGGAAAAUGGCCAAACAGAGACUAUGCAGUGCAAAGAUGAGGAAACAAACAAUUCAGCCAAUGAUAAUGUUCAGUCAGUCCUUCAAAAAAGAGAACAGGAAACAGAAUUAACCAAAGAAAACAGGAAGGAGACUAAUGAAGGGGAUAACUUGUCUACAAAUGAAAAGGAAGACAGCAGAACAAUAAAAGAAAAUAAGGAUGUAAAUGUUAAAAAGAUUAUAGAACACCAGCUGGAAACCGAACAUGUGAAAGACAAUGCCAAAACAAGUGACACCUUAUCUCAAACUCAUAGUACAGGUAUUUGCACAGAACUACAAGAAACAGGAACUGAAACAAAACCCUUAAAAGAACAAGAGGAACUGUCAGAAGAAGAAAAACAGCACCACAAAAAUGAAAAAUACACCAAAAAUAAAAUGGUGAAAAUGAACUCAGAAAAUCAACAGAUUGUGGAAAAUGGCCAAACAGAGACUAUGCAGUGCAAAGAUGAGGAAACAAACAAUUCAGCCAAUGAUAAUGUUCAGUCAGUCCUUCAAAAAAGAGAACAGGAAACAGAAUUAACCAAAGAAAACAAGAAGGAGACUAAUGAAGGGGAUAAUUUGUCUACAAAUGAAAAGGAAGACAGCAGAACAAUAAAAGAAAAUAAGGAUGUAAAUGUUAAAAAGAUUAUAGAACACCAGCUGGAAACCGAACAUGUGAAAGACAAUGCCAAAACAAGUGACACCUUAUCUCAAAUGCAUAGUACAGGUAUUUGCACAGAACUACAAGAAACAGGAACUGAAACAAACCCCUUAAAAGAACAAGAGGAACUGUCAGAAGAAGAAAAACAGCACCACAAAAAUGAAAAAUUCACCAAAAAUAAAAUGGUGAAAAUGAACUCAGAAAAUCAACAGAUUGUGGAAAAUGACCAAACAGAGACUAUGCAGUGCAAAGAUGAGGAAACAAACAAUUCAGCCAAUGUUAAUGUUCAGUCAGUCCUUCAAAAAAGAGAACAGGAAACUGAAUUAACCAAAGAAAACAGGAAGGAGACUAAUGAAGGGCAUAAUUUGUCUACCAAUGAAAAGGAAGACAGCAGAACAAUAAAAGAAAAUGAGGAUGUAAAUGUUAAAAAGAUUAUAGAACACCAGCUGGAAACCGAACAUAUCAAAGACAAUGUCAAAACAAGUGACACCUUAUCUCAAACUCAUAGUACAGGUAUUUGCACAGAACUACAAGAAACAGGAACUGAAACAAAACCCUUAAAAGAACAAGAGGAACUGUCAGAGGAAGAAAAACAGCCGCACAAAAAUGAAAAAUACACCAAAAAUAAAAUGGUGAAAAUGAACUUAGAAAGUCAACAGAUUGUGGAAAAUGGCCAAACAGACACUAUGCAGUGCAAAGAUGAGGAAACAAACAAUUCAGCCAAUGAUAAUGUACAGUCUGUCCUUCAAAAAAGAGAACAGGAAACUGAAUUAACCAAAGAAAACAGGAAGGAGACUAAUGAAGGGGAUAAUUUGUCUACAAAUGAAAAGGAAGACAGCAGAACAAUAAAAGAAAAUGAGGAUGUAAAUGUUAAAAAGAUUAUAGAACACCAGCUGGAAACCGAACAUGUGAAAGACAAUGCCAAAACAAGUGACACCUUAUCUCAAACUCAUAGUACAGGUAUUUGCACAGAACUACAAGAAACCGGAACUGAAACAAAACCCUUAAAAGAACAAGAGGAACUGUCAGAAGAAGAAAAACAGCACCACAAAAAUGAAAAAUACACCAAAAAUAAAAUGGUGAAAAUGAACUCAGAAAAUCAACAGAUUGUGGAAAAUGGCCAAACAGAGACUAUGCAGUGCAAAGAUGAGGAAACAAACAAUUCAGCCAAUGUUAAUGUUCAGUCAGUCCUUCAAAAAAGAGAACAGGAAACUGAAUUAACCAAAGAAAACAGGAAGGAGACUAAUGAAGGGGAUAAUUUGUCUACAAAUGAAAAGGAAGACAGCAGAACAGUACAAGAAAAUGAGGAUGUAAAUGUUAAAAAGAUUAUAGAACACCAGCUGGAAACCGAACAUAUGAAAGACAAUGCCAAAACAAGUGACACCUUAUCUCAAACUCAUAGUACAGGUAUUUGCACAGAACUACAAGAAACAGGAACUGAAACAAAACCCUUAAAAGAACAAGAGGAACUGUCAGAAGAAGAAAAACAGCACCACAAAAAUGAAAAAUACAUCAAAAAUAAAAUGGUGAAAAUGAACUCAGAAAAUCAACAGAUUGUGGAAAAUGGCCAAACAGAGACUAUGCAGUGCAAAGAUGAGGAAACAAACAACUCAGCCAAUGUUAAUGUUCAGUCAGUCCUUCAAAAAAGAGAACAGGAAACUGAAUUAACCAAAGAAAACAGGAAGGAGACUAAUGAAGGGGAUAAUUUGUCUACAAAUGAAAAGGAAGACAGCAGAACAAUAAAAGAAAAUGAGGAUGUAAAUGUUAAAAAUAUUAUAGAACACCAGCUGGAAACCGCACAUGUGAAAGACAAUGCCAAAACAAGUGACACCUUAUCUCAAACUCGUAGUACAGGUAUUUGCACAGAACUACAAGAAACAGGAACUGAAACAAAACCCUUAAAAGAACAAGAGGAACUGUCAGAGGAAGAAAAACAGCCGCACAAAAAUGAAAAAUACACCAAAAAUAAAAUGGUGAAAAUGAACUUAGAAAAUCAACAGAUUGUGGAAAAUGGCCAAACAGACACUAUGCAGUGCAAAGAUGAGGACACAAACAAUUCAACCAAUGUUAAUGUUCAGUCAGUCCUUCAAAAAAGAGAACAGGAAACUGAAUUAACCAAAGAAAACAGGAAGGAGAUUAAUGAAGGGGAUAAUUUGUCUACCAAUGAAAAGGAAGACAGCAGAACAGUACAAGAAAAUGAGGAUGUAAAUGUUAAAAAUAUUAUAAAACACCAGCUGGAAACCGCACAUGUGAAAGACAAUGCCAAAACAAGUGACACCUUAUCUCAAACUCAUAGUACAGGAAUUUGCACAGAACUACAAGAAACAGGAACUGAAACAAAACCCUUAAAAGAACAAGAGGAACUGUCAGAGGAAGAAAAACAGCCGCACAAAAAUGAAAAAUACACCAAGAAUAAAAUGGUGAAAAUGAACUUAGAAAGUCAACAGAUUGUGGAAAAUGGCCAAACAGACACUAUGCAGGGCAAAGAUGAGGAAACAAACAAUUCAGCCAAUGUUAAUGUUCAGUCAGUCCUUCAAAAAAGAGAACAAGAAACUGAAUUCACCAAAGAAAACAGGAAGGAGACUAAUGAAGGGGAUAAUUUGUCUACAAAUGAAAAGGAAGACAGCAGAACAAUAAAAGAAAAUGAGGAUGUAAAUGUUAAAAAGAUUAUAGAACACCAGCUGGAAACCGAACAUAUCAAAGACAAUGUCAAAACAAGUGACACCUUAUCUCAAACUCAUAGUACAGGUAUUUGCACAGAACUACAAGAAACAGGAACUGAAACAAAACCCUUAAAAGAACAAGAGGAACUGUCAGAAGAAGAAAAACAGCACCACAAAAAUGAAAAAUACACCAAAAAUAAAAUGGUGAAAAUGAACUCAGAAAAUCAACAGAUUGUGGAAAAUGGCCAAACAGAGACUAUGCAGUGCAAAGAUGAGGAAACAAACAAUUCAGCCAAUGAUAAUGUUCAGUCAGUCCUUCAAAAAAGAGAACAGGAAACAGAAUUAACCAAAGAAAAAAGGAAGGAGACUAAUGAUAGGGAUAAUUUGUCUACAAAUGAAAAGGAAGACAGCAGAACAAUAAAAGAAAAUAAGGAUGUAAAUGUUAACAAGAUUAUAGAACACCAGCUGGAAACCGAACAUGUGAAAGACAAUGCCAAAACAAGUGACACCUUAUCUCAAACUCAUAGUACAGGAAUUUGCACAGAACUACAAGAAACAGGAACUGAAACAAAACCCUUAAAAGAACAAGUGGAACUGUCAGAAGAAGAAAAACAGCACCACAAAAAUGAAAAAUACACCAAAAAUAAAAUGGUGAAAAUGAACUCAGAAAAUCAACAGAUUGUGGAAAAUGGCCAAACAGAGACUAUGCAGUGCAAAUAUGAGGAAACAAACAAUUCAGCCAAUGAUAAUGUACAGUCUGUCCUUCAAAAAAGAGAACAGGAAACUGAAUUAACCAAAGAAAACAGGAAGGAGACUAAUGAAGGGGAUAAUUUGUCUACAAAUGAAAAGGAAGACAGCAGAACAAUAAAAGAAAAUGAGGAUGUAAAUGUUAAAAAGAUUGUAGAACACCAGCUGGAAACCAAACAUAUGAAAGACAAUGCCAAAACAAGUGACACCUUAUCUCAAACUCAUAGUACAGGUAUUUGCACAGAACUACAAGAAACAGGAACUGAAACAAAACCCUUAAAAGAACAAGAGGAACUAUCAGAAAAAGAAAAACAGCACCACAAAAAUGAAAAAUACACCAAAAAAUAAAAUGGUGAAAAUGAACUCAGAAAAUCAACAGAUUGUGGAAAAUGGCCAAACAGAGACUAUGCAGUGCAAAGAUGAGGAAACAAACAACUCAGCCUAUGUUAAUGUUCAGUCAGUCCUUCAAAAAAGAGAACAGGAAACUGAAUUAAACAAAGAAAACAGGAAGGAGACUAAUGAAGGGGAUAAUUUGUCUACAAAUGAAAAGGAAGACAGCAGAACAAUAAAAGAAAAUGAGGAUGUAAAUGUUAAAAAGAUUGUGGAAAAUCAGCACCAAAUAGAAUGUGUGAAAGACAAUCCUGAAACAAGUGACACCUCAUCUCAAACUCAUAUUACAGGUACUUGCACAGAACUGCUAUUCCCAUCCCAGAUUAAACUGUCUAUGUUUGUACUCUACAUACUCUGUCUCCCCUUGGCAGCUGUCACCACACUUUCAUUGGGAGCUUCUGUCUUUUUCUCUCUUUCUGUGUUCUUUUGUCUCCUUCUUCUUAUUUAUCUAGCCUUUUUCAUAUGAGCGCAUCACCACAGCUUAUACAACUUUAGUACUAUCUGUUCCCUUCCUAUUCAAACUAUGUAUCCUCUUGCCUCCCUGUCUCUUGUAUUCCCCCUCUCUAUCACUUUAUCUGACUGUACUUACUCUACCCCUUUCUUUUUUCCUAUUUAAAGUACUCGACAGUUACCCAACUAUUAACUUUAAAGCAUAAAACAAUAUCUUUGUCCUUGAACCCUCUCUCUCUCUUUGCAUCUCUGCAUUAAAAGUAAUUUGCAGAAUCAACAAACUGUUGAACAUAAACUUCAAACUGAGACCAUAAUGAAACUGAAGGGUAAGAAAACACAGAAAUCACCUGAUGUUUGCAGGUGUUCACACAGCACUCCAAGGAGCAUAGCAGGAAAGUAGAUUCCUCAAAGAAGAUAAGAAGCACAUGCUCGAAGAAGCCCAUUUGCCAACAAAUAAAAACAAUGAUAACGGAGCAAUUAAAGAAAUGGAGAAUUUGCAUGACAAACAGAUCAUGAAACAUGAUAAACAGGCAGAGGCUAUGACAAUCAUCACUGAGAAAACAAAUAAUUUACUUCAAAGUCAGGUGAGUGUUAAAACACCCCCUUCAAAAAGAAAAGAAGGCAUUAAUAUCAUCAAAGAAGAUAGAAAACAAGCACACAAACAGCAGCUGCUCAGAAAUGAAAAUGAUAGCAGUAGGACAGAGAAAGAAAUGGUUUCCAGGAUGAAAAUAUUUGGAAUAUUAUAGGAAAUGUUACAACGUAAGAUCUAUUGCUGAGGAAACAGGGAAUACAUUUCAAAUUCAAAUGACAAAUAUACAGAUAGUAAAUUGAGUAAAAUAAGAGAAAUUUAAAGAAUAGAAGAAAGAAAUGAAGCAAGCAUAUGAACAAAAGUAGUUGCUGAAAAAUCAAAAUAGCUGUAUCAAUAGAAAUAUACAAGAAAGCAAACGUUUACUCAUGGAACAUAAUCAACACACUGGGACUAAAAGGCAAAAUGCUAUGGGAAUGGAGUAUUCAGUUCAGACUCCAAUUGCAGAUGUUUGCACAGUACUACAAAAAGGAAAAGAUGGUAUUAAAAUCUUCAAAGAAGAAACUAAGAAUGGAAGGAUGAAAAGCAAAUGAAAGAAGCAAAAAGAUUAAACGACUAACAGGUUGUGAAACAUCAUGAGCAAAGUGAAUGCUAAAGAAUGGGAAACUUUACCUCAAACUGAAAUGAAAGGUAUUUAUGUAGAAUCCGGAGAAAGAAAAGAGGGAAUUAGACUCUCAGAAGAAUAAAAAGGACAGACCAGUGAAGAAAAUCAGAUGAUCAGAAAUGGAAACUGCAACAUGAGUAUAAAGACUAAACCAAAGAAUUUAGAAAAUCAACAAAUUGCCGGACAUGAUCUUCAAGCUGUGACUGAGGGGUAAAGGACUCAUGAAACAAAUAAAGUGCUUGAUAUUACAAAACUUCAGAAAAUACCUAAAGAAAUAAAACAGUAAACUAGAGUCUUUCAUGAAGAAAACAGUAAAGUAUUGAAUGCACACAACAAACAUACACAAGAAGGAAACCAUUUGUUUAGAAAUGAAAAUGAUUGUAGGACAAUGAAAGAAAUGGAUUGUUUGCAUAACAGACAUAUUGUAGAACAUAAUCAACAUUAUGAUGCAGUCAGACCCAGUGCUGAAGAAACAAAUAACUCACUUCAACAAAUAACAAAUGUUCAAACACCACUCUCAAAGCCAUGGGAAAUUAAUACCAUAAAAGAAGGAACAAAACAAGCACAGGAACAUAAACUUUUAUUUGGAAAUGAAAAUGCUAAUAUCAACAGAGAAAAGGAGAGAAAUCACUGAAGUGAUGAAAAGAUUCUGGACAAUCAUAUGGCAGUUGAGAAUAUAUCACUAGCUGCUGGGGAUAUAAAAAAUCCACUUGAAACUCAAAGGGAAAUGUUUGGAUAGUAAAACCAAAAAGAAAAGCACAAACUAAUAUCUUAAAAGAA